Messenger RNA from Sphenostylis stenocarpa, 669 nucleotides. NCBI's taxonomy places the organism in Eukaryota, Viridiplantae, Streptophyta, Magnoliopsida, Fabales, Fabaceae. The record is from the annotation of a GenBank genome assembly.
AUGAGCAGUGUGACAUUUUACAUACCAAAGAUGCCGCAGGUUGUCAUUCCCGGGCAGAUUAGCAACUCCUUUGCCGGUGUUAGAUUAGAGAUACAGAAACCAAAUAAGUGUAGAACUUCCCAUGUAGUUUUCAGCUUAGUUCCUAGGCACAGUCAUGGCAAACUAUGUCUUGGUCGGACAAAAAUUGAACCUCUAGUAAAAAUCAGGCACACAUUCUGGUCUAGUAGGAUAAGAGUUGCUGAUGAAUAUCAAGAAGGGUUGUCUGAUGAAGAUGAAGAUCUCUGUCCCGUUGAAUGUGUAAGAGAAUUUAUGACUGAUGAAGAGUUCAGCAAAAUUUUGGAGAAGGCUAAAGAAACUGGAUCUUUGGUGGUGGUAGAUUUCUUCCGCACCUCUUGUGGAAGCUGCAAGUAUAUAGAGCAGGGUUUUACAAAGUUGUGCAAGAAAUCUGGUGAUCAUGAAGCUCCGGUAAUUUUUCUAAAGCAUAAUGUAAUGGAUGAGUAUGAUGAGCAAUCCGAGGUUGCUGAGCGACUUAGAAUCAGGGCCGUGCCUCUUUUCCACUUCUACAAAGAUGGGGUCCUGUUGGAAGCAUUCCCAACCAGGGACAAAGAAAAGAUUAUUGCAGCCAUUCUCAAAUACUCUUCCCUUGAAGCUGAAGAUAUCUUAGGUUAA